Messenger RNA from Closterium sp. Naga37s-1, 777 nucleotides. The record is from the annotation of a GenBank genome assembly. NCBI's taxonomy places the organism in Eukaryota, Viridiplantae, Streptophyta, Zygnematophyceae, Desmidiales, Closteriaceae.
AUGAAGCCCCCGGUACCACAUGCACCGAAACCUGUGAAACCAAUUGGGAAAGCCCCUCCUCCCCUCGGGUUGUACUCUGCAACUGCGGCACCUGUUGCAGCCGCUGCGCCAUCUCCCGCCACUGCGCCGUCUCCCUCUUCUGCGCCAUCUAACUCUAUUGCACCGUCUACCCUUGCUCUUGUCCAUCCAAGGGCGGAUCUUGCACCUCCUGCCGCUGCACCAAAUUCACCUACAACUGCUCCCGUGCAGCCUAUCGUCGCUGUCCACGUUGCGCCGUCCCCGGCCGACGACUUGGCGUGGUUGGCGGUGUCCGCCACCACUGGCGGCCUGGCCCCGGCGAAGGCGGUGGACUCUGCUAUCUACCCGGCCGGCACCGCGAGCCAGAGCGGCUCGCAGCAGGUCGUGCCAUCGCCUGUUGCUCCUCACCCUGCGGCACGUCCAGGUGUUGCUCCCCACCCGGCCGCUCCUCAUCCUGCUGCCCCUUCCACCUCGGCGCCAGCACAUUGGGGUGUGGCGGCGGGUGCCGAUCUUCGUCUGCCCUGGAUCCCGCCAGUGGCGGGCAUGGAAUUUGUGGGAGCGGGAGAGGAGCGCGACGCUCUGUCAGGUGUGGCGGCUUUCUGGGUGUCUGCGUGCGUUCCUGCUAUUGCAGGUGUAUGUGCAUGCGUCCCUUCUGCGGGUCUCUGGGAGGAUUGCCUUGAUGCUGCCGAUCAGCUCGCCUUGCUCCUGGUGCCCAUGUUUGCUGCGCCCGUGAGGGGAGGCGUUGCGGCAAUGUGGUAG